AUGCUACAACUGUGGAGAAGCACACCCAGCCAGCUACGGCGGUUGCCGGACGCUACUAGACGCCCAGAUCAGACAGGAGGCCGCGCACAAAAAACCGGGAGCGAUCUACGCCGACGCAGCGAAGCGCCGCCGCCAGCCAAGGAACACCCCUGGCACGAGCGCAGCGGCCCGCUAGCCCAGCAGAAACCCAGAAGCAGCAGCGCCAAGAAACCAAGUAGAAACACAGAAAACCAAACAAGUACCGCGACCACUGCCCCGCUGCCACCUACAGAAGAGGCCAAGAACAGAAUCAACACAAGAAAACCAACCAACACAACAGAAUCACACAACACAACAGAAUCACACAACACAACAGAAUCACACAACACAACAGAAUCACACAACACAACAGAAUCACACAACACAACAGAAUCACACAACACAACAGAAUCACACAACACAACAGAAUCACACAACACAACAGAAUCACACAACACAACAGAAUCACACAACACAACAGAAUCACACAACACAACAGAAUCACAACAACACAAUCACCGCCAGCAGCAGGAAGCCACAGCAGACAACUCCUGCCACACAGAAGCAAGGCAAACCAACAACACAACAACCACCAGAGAAGAAGCCGCCCCACAGACACCGGCAACUGCAGACAUCGCAUCCCUCAUGGCGGCCAUGGGGAAUCCAUCGUCACGCUCAAGAACGUGGUAG
This is a messenger RNA of Schistocerca serialis cubense, 708 nucleotides long. Its product is annotated as micronuclear linker histone polyprotein-like. NCBI's taxonomy places the organism in Eukaryota, Metazoa, Arthropoda, Insecta, Orthoptera, Acrididae. The transcript has a single exon. The coding region runs from base 1 to 708 and encodes 235 amino acids. The record is from RefSeq and is a predicted model, not a curated record.